Candoia aspera is the source of this 3269-nucleotide messenger RNA. RefSeq names its product family with sequence similarity 210 member A (gene MIMS1). The record is from RefSeq and is a predicted model, not a curated record. The coding region runs from base 336 to 1250 and encodes 304 amino acids. Gene Ontology annotation, cellular component: mitochondrion. Lineage: Eukaryota; Metazoa; Chordata; Lepidosauria; Squamata; Candoiidae. The transcript is spliced from 5 exons.
GCGCGGAGGGGUCGGGGCGUCUGAGGGCACGUGGUCCGCCUGAGUCAGUGGCAGCCGGGAGAAAAGUGGGCCUAGCGCUGUCCUGCACCUGCGAGGAAGGCGGUCUUCUUCAAAAGGUAGCGAGCAGUCUUGCUCUUAUUGGUAGCUGAAAAGCCUUUUUGUUGAAGGAAUGUUUUGAUCUGUUUGCUGUGAUCUUACAUGACAUACCUGAAGACAAUGACUUGAUUAUGAUUCUCCUGCAACGGUAUAAUCCAUCUGUAAUGUUUUGCCCUAGAGGCAAAUUUUUGGUUCCAGGAGUGCUGUAAACUGGAGCUAUAUACAAGAGUAUCAGCACAAUGCUGCCACCAUUGACCAAAAUGCAAAAACCACUUCAGUUGGCAUACAGGACCUGUUUGCUACCCUAUCGCUCCUGUAUCUUUCCAUGCAUAAAAGAAAAAACAUCCUUACAUCCCAUAAGAUGGAAAACGAUGUCCUUGGUCCUCAGCUGCCAAAGCCAAUGUCUGCAUGUGUCUGCUGCUUUUUGUGUUUCCAAGGAAGGGGGCUUCGUGGGCAAGACAUCUUCUCAACCUGAAGACCUUCACAAUAAAGAACUGGAGAGAGAAAAACUUACCACAUCAGCUGGUAAUUUUGCCAAAGGAACACCUAUAGAGCCCAAUUCUGUAGAGCUUGACCCUUUACAAGAUAAAUCAAUUAGUCUUGUGCAGAGAUUCAAGAAAACUUUUAAACAGUAUGGCAAAGUUCUGAUUCCAGUGCAUCUUUUGACUUCCAGCAUAUGGUUUGGAACUUUUUACUAUGCAGCUUUAAAGGGAGUAAAUGUCGUUCCAUUUCUUGAAUUCAUAGGGUUGCCUGAAAGCAUUGUAAACAUUCUAAAGCAUUCUCAAAGUGGAAAUGCAUUAACUGCCUAUGCAUUGUAUAAGAUUGCAACUCCAGCCAGAUACACAGUGACAUUAGGAGGAACGUCCAUCACUGUGAAGUAUCUUCGCAAGCAGGGGUAUAUGUCCACACCGCCUCCAGUGAAGGAAUAUAUUCAGGACCGAAUGGAAGAAACAAAAGAACGACUCUCAGGAAAAAUGGAGGAGACAAGAGACAUGAUUAGUGGCAAAAUGGAAGAAACAAAAGAAAAAUUAACUGAGAAAAUGGAAGAAACAAAAGAAAAAUUAACUGAGAAAAUGGAAGAAACGAAAGAGAGGAUAACUGAAAAGAUACAAGAAACCAAAGAGAAAGUUUCAUUUAUAAAGAAGAAAGAAUAGGAAAGUUGGCGUGAAAGGUGACAUUUUUAACCCUUUAGAAUAUCUGAAAUAUAUGUUCUUGCUACUAUUCAUUUCUACUUUGUUGUAGGCUGACUAGAAAUUUGAAAGCUAAAAAGAUAACAUUUAAGACUUGCACUUGCCUUAAUAAAAAUUAUCCAACAUUUUUCAAUGUAGGAUGUGGUAAAUACAACAGCUUUCUCCACAACUGAGUUCCUGAAGAAUAUUCUGUGGUCAUCCCAUUAGUGGCUUGACUGGAUUUAUGGAGAGGCAGAUUCUCUCUGCACAUCUGAUAGAGCUUACAUUCUUACCUGGCAUCCCUCACCUCGUUGUAAAGCAAAAUAUUAAAAUGGCUGGGUCAUGUAAACAAUGUCUUGAAUAUUGGAAAUUGUGUCAAUAUUUGUAUAUUAAUUAAUCUUACUAUCUCUAGGAAGAUCAGGUAAUUAGAAAGCUAUAUUAUGUUCCAUAUUCCUGUUAUAAAAACUUGACUUAAAAUGAUGUGUGAGGCUGAGUGAAAUGGUACUAAAUGUAAUUGCAUAUUUAUAUUGCAAAAAGGAUUUUGAUUCUUCCGUAAUUAGGCUAAAAUAAGUAUUACAUUUCAUGUCACUGAUAAAUCUUUCAAAAGAAAGGAGAUAGAUCUGUCUUUGUUCAUGGAAUAAAUGUUUACAUCUCUGUAACUCUGCUUAGUGAAAAAAAGGAAACACUGCUACCAUUUGCAUAGAAAAUCCUCCAAUAUUUCUAUUAGAGGCUACAUACAACAUUAUUGCGCUAAUGAAUGCUAUAGAUUCAUCUCAGGUAUGUGCUUUGGAUGGGUGGGGAGCACUUGGAUGAGAUCAAGAGGCUAUGAUUUCCAUGUUUUGUAUUUUGGUGACCACAGCUCUGAACAUCGGCAUUCCAGGUAUUUUUCCUGUGUUGAAAGAAAAGAUCAUGGGCAGUGACAAUAUAAGGGAUGGAAGCAUCAGGGUGAGAAGAACCUUAGAAAUGACUGUUGCAUCCAUUUUAAGACCCAUGGUUUAUAUUACUACCUCUAUUGUGAGUUGAAGGAAUGCUUUCAAAGUGCUUUACAUUAAUGUAACUCAAACACUUCGUCUGGUUUAUAAUUCAAUUACUUUGGAACUGUGUGAUAUAUUUUUUUUAAAAAUCUGAUUUGCUUCUUUCAGCUCUGUUCAAUUAAAACAAAAUAUCUGACACUAGUUAGUCUUAAAGCUCUGUGUCCAAGAAGCAGUAAAAAAGUGGUUAUUGAAGGGAUGGGGACCAAGGAGACCACUGUGAGCCAGUACCAAAAUCAACCUUGCCUACCUUUAAAGCAGUUGCUUUAGAAAAUGUAUUUUCUUAAUUGGUAAAGUUUGAUACAGCAUAAAAACACAGUACCACUAGGCAAUACUUGUGUAAAAGCAAAAUAAUGAUUUUGAGAAUUGGUCAUGAGGUUAUGUACUCUCAUCAUGGCAUUGCUGAGUGCUCUCUUAAGCUUACAGUGGAGAGAUUUGUCCCAUGACGUCAUUCCAUUUCAUUCCCAGAAACAAAAUCCUGCUAUAUUUACGCAAUAGUUUUUUGAUGAGAGAGCUCUUACAGCUGUUUUCAAGCAGUUUUACUCCUGCAGAAUACUUGUUCCAGAUGCUUACUGUGAGGUAAGUUUAAAAACGAUACGCUUCUUUUAAACUUAAUGAAUAUUGUACUCAGCAAAUACUCUUCAUACUGCCUGUUGCUAUCCUAGCAUUGCCAGAAAAUUCUAACAAUGACACAAGCUUCGCAGAACUGCUUUUCUGACCUAUCAAAGAGAAGCUUGAUAAAAGUAGGACAUUGUCUUCGCCAAUAUUAUGUCCGUGGUGUGCCCCUAUAAGCUGUGGUAUGUAAAAUAGACGCUGCUCAUUUAUUAAAUGUACCUUACCAUCCUUGUGAUAUGCAAGCCUCAGCCUAUUUCUUCUUUAGUAGAUUCAGAGCAACUUUCCUAAAUCUGCCUGCAGAGGAAUGCUGACUUUUGAAGCUUAGAAUCAGGUGAUUUGGCAACUAGCAAAAACCAUU